AUGAAUACAGAAUCCGGAGAAACUUUCAAGUACAAUGUUCCACAUCGUGCUCAGACUAUUUUAAAGGCUAAUUCUGUAAAUUCGACGUUUUUGGAUUCUUUAUUAACCAGGAGGUUGAUAUACCAAUUUCAUCGUAAGUUUGCUGGUACAAUAGUUAUUUAUUUAUUUUAUUUCAUGUACAAUAGUUAUUGUUUGCGUUUAGGUAUUUUCUGCGAAACACAAGAAAUAGCAGUCGAACAUGGCCACAUGUUACCUUUGGAUUUGUAAGUAAUUAUCUUAUGUUUUUGUAAUUUUAGGUAUGAAUAUAAAACAGCUAAGGAAAGAAUCUUGCUUUUAGAGUUAACAUGGAUUUAUUUUUUUUAAAAGACGCUUAUAAUAGUUUUUAGGACUGUCGAGAUUAGUGCACGAUACAGAAGUUUGAUAAGAGAGAUUAUCAUUAAACUCAAACUGAAAACAGAUCUCCGUCCUGAAGAGAAGCGACUGAAGCUUGAGUUGGAAAGUGCUGACACACUAUGGUCACUGGUAGAGUCAGUGUACUUUCAGCCCAAGGACAGUGUUAUUGUAAAGGAUCUGAUUUGUUGGGCAGAGUAUUUAAUGGGAGAAUCCGCCAAGGAUAAGGUUGCUCAUGUUUUGACAGCAGAUGGUGCUGAGGCCCCAGAUCUUCAUCCUUCUUAUGUCCACGCGGUUAGUUAUUUUUUAAUUGUGAUUUCAUUGUUUUAGACUACUACUACUUUUGUAUAACAUAACAAUAUUAACAAGAAAAGCGUUUAUAAGCAUGUUUUAGUUAUUCUACUCUAUCUUCCAAGGGGAUUUCUACACAGUUUCGAAGCUUUUGAAGAACAACUCUAAAUACGCGAAGGACCUGAAAUUACAACAGAUGAACCAGUACAUGGAGUUGUUCAUAGACGCUAUGGAAAGCAAAGAAUUUAGUCCUUCAGACUUCAUCGAUGUUCAAAAGGUAACAUUACUUGUUUUUCAAGGUUUAUGAUUAAUUUAAAUAUAAAAUUGGUUUUGUUUCACGUUUUAAUAAGUUAAUAUUUUUUACGAUUAUAUGCCAAUUUAGUGAUUAAGUAAUAUAUUUUUUAGAAAAUCCGAGAAGCCGUCAGAUCUAAUGCCUUUGCUGACUCUGAACUCUUUCAAACUAUUGCUGGGGUUCUGUUAGGGAACCUCGAAAGUUACGUUCAGGUCACCAAGUACUGCUUUGAAGCGUGGUAUGAACUGUUACCGGCAUAUAUAUUGUUCUCAACGCCUGGAUGCGACCUGGACAAUAUUGCUACUGUUGCCAAGGUAGAGUUUUGUAGUAAAAUUAGUUGUUUGAAAGAAUUUUUUAUUUUUUAUUACGCUGAAAGUACAUUAUCAUAGUAUAUUACUUACAAAACGUCUUAAAGAUAUCCGAGGUUAUUAUUUUAUUUGAAUUUAGGUGAUAUACGAUGCGUUGUGCACAAAUUCGGCCCUUUCUCAAGUAGAAAAGCUGAACACUCAGCUGGACAAGUUGAUGUUUUCCAUCCUGUCUAAACGAUGUCAGGAGAUGUUGUCUGAAAUCUGUCGGACAAGCAACUUCUGGUGGUUCCCUGUCCACUUGUGUGACUUGUUCCAGAAGCACGAUCCCUACACUAUGAAUGCUUUGGCUGAUCUUAUUAGCCCAAACCAGGUGGAUGAAAAUGGAGAUGAAACUGAAGAACUCAAUGUCCGUUCUCAACUUGUCAUUGACUACGGAGACUCGCUUCUGUAUUCAGACUACUGGAAUCUGGCUCCGGACUACUUGUAUCAUUGUGGUACAGAAUAUCCAAAGCAGUUUUUGGACGAGAAGGUCGAAAAGUUGACCUUCAGCAAGUUCAAGAAGACAGACUGGUUCUGGAAUCUGACUUUAAGAUACGACUUGGAAAAGACCAAGCAAAAGAUAUGCAGAACGAUGGUCAAAAGGUAUGUUAUGCCAUAAUUUUAGCUAAUAUUUGCCAUCAAGGAAGGGGGGGGGGGUUCAAUUUUUGUCUCAAGAAUGACCGAAAAUACCAAAAACUUAGAAAUUGGUUCUGAAAAGAGUAAUUUUUAACUGAAUUAUUUGGUAACGACGUUAAGCCUUCAAAAAAUCGAAAACUGUGCACAAAAAACCGUAUACUUUUAAUCAUAGAACAACUUUUGUCCACCAAUAAUGUCAUCAAAUUUGAUAAUGUAGGUACAACAACGAAAUCAGUUUGAAUGAAUCCCUUUGUUGGGCCCUGAAAUCAGAAGACACGGAUCUAAUAGAAGAAGUAUCAAACGUACUGCUACAACAUGUAACGGCGGAAACGAUCACAAACUUGAGGAUAUUCGAUGCUCCGGUCGACACGUUUUAUCAGUAUCCAAUUCUGAUGUUGCUUCAAAGGUUUUAUCAGUUCAGGAGGUGUCUUCUGGAUGGACAAGCUCAAGAAGCGGCUACCAGACUGUACGAGCUUGUUCGCUUCGGCACAGCGCCAAUUCACUUCCAACUGGUACUCUUCGAUCAGAUGAGCAAACUUCUGGAUCCAACCUCCAGCGAGUUUUUGGAUGUAAGUAAUGUUAACCCGCUUUCUAUGGUAUUUGUUGUAUACACGUAGAUAGACUCUUAAAGUAUAAACUUCCGCAUAAAAUAGUUAAAUUCAAACCUUUUCAGCUACCUCAACUUAACCACGACUCCAUAAUGGACCUUAUGCGGGCUGUCAACAUCUUCCUUGCUCAAAAUGAUAUCAUAAACCCAAAAAAGAAUGCCGACAACGAUUUUGAUCAAGUCGAACUCACUGCCAAAGUUGGACAGCUACGACAUUCCUUGUGCAAUGCCUUGGCAUUGAAGUUACGUUAA
Bursaphelenchus okinawaensis is the source of this 2815-nucleotide messenger RNA. The record is from the annotation of a GenBank genome assembly. NCBI's taxonomy places the organism in Eukaryota, Metazoa, Nematoda, Chromadorea, Rhabditida, Aphelenchoididae.